This is a messenger RNA of Penaeus vannamei (Pacific white shrimp), 504 nucleotides long. The record is from RefSeq and is a predicted model, not a curated record. NCBI's taxonomy places the organism in Eukaryota, Metazoa, Arthropoda, Malacostraca, Decapoda, Penaeidae.
AUGGAUAUCACACGGCAGAUGAUUAAAUAUGUCCGUGAUGGGGAAGAACUUUCCCUCUUAGAAGCUAUAAAAAAUGGAGGCAACCCCAAGGUCAUCCUUCCAGACAAAGAUAAAGAUGCAGGUGGAGGAACUCUCCUUACAUUAGCAGCUACUUGUGGUCAUCAUCAUCUGAUUUUGCCAUUGAUAGAAGCAGGAGUUUCUGUGAAUGACACUGCAAACAGAAGUCGCACUCCUCUACAUGAAGGAGCUGCUGUUGGAAAUAUUGAAGUUGUUAGAAAAUUACUCUUUGCAAAGGCUGACAUAGAGGCUGUUAGUCAGAGUGAUAAUGGAACUCGACCGUUACAUCUGGCUGUUCGUGCUGGCCAUGCUGCAGUAGUCUCUUUGCUUUUAAAGGAGGGUGCAGACAUAGAGGCUCCAGACAAGGAUGGUAAUUCUUUCAAGAUGUGUCUCUUAUAUGACUCUUCACAUAUAGGUCACUUUUAUGGUAUGAUGAAGAUAAAGUAG